Molecule: messenger RNA, 2205 nt
Organism: Penicillium cinerascens
Lineage: Eukaryota; Fungi; Ascomycota; Eurotiomycetes; Eurotiales; Aspergillaceae
Product: palmitoyltransferase AKR1
Exons: 6
Coding region: 1-2205 (734 amino acids)
Biological process (GO): protein palmitoylation
Cellular component (GO): Golgi membrane
Molecular function (GO): palmitoyltransferase activity; protein binding
Source: RefSeq, a predicted model, not a curated record
AUGUCUUCCAACUCCUCCCCGUCAGCGACACAGGGCAACAGUCCCUCCGGUCUGAACUCCGGGUUUACGCCCUCCUCGAACGACAAGGGCAGCUCGACCCCUCCGAAUGGCGACGUCGAACUCAAGACCAUGGGGCCCGGUGCGCCCAAGCGCUCAAUCCCCAUAGGGGAAGAUAUCAUGCAACUGGCUCGUAUUGGAGAGAUUGGCGCGAUGCAGAAUCUGUUUGCGACCAAGAAAUUGACCGCGAACCAUCGCGACGACGAAGGGAUCACCCCGUUACACUGGGCGGCAAUCAACAACCAAUACGCGAUGUGCAAGUUCCUCCUUGACUCGGGCGCCGACGUGAAUGCCAAGGGUGGAGAGUCGGUAGCCACCCCGGCCAUGUGGGCGGCGCAACGGUGCCACUACUAUAUCGUCAACCUCUUGCUUUCAUACGGAGCGGAUCCGCUCCUGACCGAUGUGCAAGGUUAUAACAUCCUUCAUCUUGCGACUAUCGAUGGCAACGCCUUUCUGGUCGUCCUGCUCCUACACCAGGAGAUCCCGGUGGACGUGGUCGACCAGCAAGGUCACACUGGGUUGAUGUGGGCUGCCUACAAGGGAUACCCCGCUUGCGUGGAUCUAUUCUUGCGAUGGGGCGCGAAUGUCAAUGCCGUGGAUGAAGGCGGCCUGACGCCGCUCCACUGGGCGUUGGUGAAGGGCUCUUUGCCCUGCGUCCUGAAGAUGCUAGAAUACGGCGCGGAUCGAUUCGCAAAGACCAGAGACGGCAAGUCUCCGAUGACCGUGGCGCAGGAAAUGAACACUUCGCGCAUCUGGACUCGCGCUCUCAAUGAGCGUGGCUACGAGCCUGAUGGUAGCCAGAAGGUGGUGCCCAUGGGCUUGUCUGCCUGGGCCCGGAAUAAGAGUCUCAUGGCAAAGUUUUUCUUCCUCUGGCCUUUCCUGACCAUUCUUGUGGCCGUUUGGAUCCUCAGCAACAUGGCCAUCUUUAUUGGUGUCCCGCUCACGCUGGCGACACUGUUUGGUAUGCAAUGGGCUGCGCAGCAGGUGGCGAACCGUGGACCCUCGGAAUAUCGCAUUCUGCAAAAAACGCCAUAUCUGGCUGGUGUGUUCGCAGGUACAUUGUUCUGGGUUGGCUUUUGUUAUGUCUUCAAGGUCUUGCCAGGCACAUACUCUUCGUCUCCCAUCCUGAACAUCCUUUUCACGGUCUUCUACUCCUUGACGACCUUUUUCUACAUCAUGGCCAUGGUGGAAGACCCUGGAUACGUCCCCAAGCUCGGCAGCAGAAACCAGCAGAGAGAGAUGGUCAAGCAGCUCUUUGAACUGUGGAAGUUUGAUGAAGAAAACUUCUGUGUUCCUUGCAUGUCGAGGAAGCCCCUUCGUAGCAAGCACUGUCGCCGUUGCGGCCGCUGUGUCGCAAAGCACGACCACCAUUGCCCAUGGAUCGACAACUGCGUUGGAGCGAAUAACCUUCGUCACUUCGUUCUCUACAUCGUGUGUCUCGAAAUCGGCAUCAUCCUCUUUGUGCAGCUUACCAUUCGCUACAUCAAUGACUUGCCAUCUGCGAAUGCCAAGUGCAGCGUUGUCAACGAUACUCUGUGCGACUAUGUGACUCGAGACACGUUUGCCCUGGUCAUCAACAUCUGGAUCAUUCUUCAACUGGUCUGGGUCACCAUGCUGUGCGCUGUCCAGCUCGUGCAGAUCUCGCGUAACCAGACCACGUACGAGAACAUGAGAGGUCACCAUAUCGAUCGUUCCUACCCUAGCUCUCAAGCCUUUGCCUCGGCCAUGACCGCGGGCACGACUUCGUUGGAGGACGCCGGUCUCUCCGCCGCCGGACAGGGACCGAACCCGGCCCUGGCACGACCUCCAACCCCUCGUCGGCGUCACGGCUGUUUCCAACAAUGGUCAUCUCUUCUGGGCAUCGACACCUUCUUCGCUACCGCACGCGACGGGCUCCGCGAAGGACCUGCCGCUGCACGGCCCCGCAAUCCUUUCUCUCGCGGGGUGACAGGCAACUGCCGCGACUUCUGGUGCGACCCGGCCCCAAUCUUUGGCAAGCGUCAAUCCGGGUCUGGGAUGCUGGGUGGCGAGGUGGUGAAUUAUAACGACAUGUACGAAACCCCGAUGCGUAUGCACGUCGGAGCUCGAGGUGGUGAUGGGGGCGCCUACCGCAGUGUAGCGGCCGAGGAUCCCGAACACAUGGUGUAA